AUGAACAUGAGCGCGCUCCUCGCGUCGCCCGAGCCGGAAACGCCGCGACAGCAGCAGCCAGCUCCGCCUCCGCCUCCACCGCCCGCAGACGCCAUUCCAUCGGAGCACAUCACUUCGGCGCCACCAAUGCCAUCGUUGCGCAGAAACGACGAUGACGUCUCGCUCUCGGGAACCGGUGGUGGAACUCCCAAGAACGAUGCGGAGGAGCCCAUGUAUACCUCGACAACUACCAGCAUUCGGCGCAAUGCGAGUGGACAGACGUCUUCGGUAUACUCGGGCAACAAGAUACGGCAUUUGAAAAAGGAAGAUGGUAUCCCACUCUGGCGCAAGGAUAUACAGUACGACUUUCUCAAGCUGGUGUUUGAGGAUCAGACGAGAUGCUUCACCAAAGCCAGCGACGGAACGAAUGGGCACACCUUUGCCGAUGUGUACAUUGAUGCCAUGGCGAAGAGCAGCAAAUGUAGCAAGAUCUUGAAAGAAAAACUGCUGCAGGAUCAGGAGGGUGCGAUAAGUAUGGCUAUGGUGUGUCUGCUGGUGAAUGUUGGCAGGAUGAACACCACCUUGAAUUUCUUUCCUGAGAUGCGCGCGCAAUUACGAACAUAUCAUUCCAUCCCAGCGCUUCAAGCCCACCAAGAUCCCAACGCAUACAAGCAGCUACAAGACGCGCYGAGAUUGAAAUCAAUCCUCAAGGGCGCGACAGAAGAUGAACCACAGCCGGCGACCAUGGACGAGAUCAAAGCAGCCUCGAUCCCACGUACGAACCCAGUAAACCUCAUCUUCGUCAUGAGCCAGUACGCACCGAAGAUCAGCGAGCUUCACUUUCCCCCUCCAAGAGACUUUUYCGAUUUGGUAAUGCGACCCAGUCUGGGUAGUGCUAGUCGUGCGAAAGCCUUCUUGUGGUUGAUAUGGUGGUAUCUGGAGAGCAAUUUCACCAAAGAGGACAGUCUUCGAAAUCCCUUCGGACCGGGAGAGUAUGAAUCGGAAGAUGCAGGUGCUGACGCAGUGCCGCUGCGGGUACCGACACUGAAGAAUUUGACUGAGGAGCAGACGGCGGAGGAGAACAUUGACACGGAAGACGAGAAGAUGUUUGGGGAGAUCAAGCGGAAGGAGCGGAUAUCCAUCCUGGCCAGUGAGCCGAGUCCCGCUAUGACUGCCCUCAAGCGAGCGAGGAAAGAAAAGGGCUUGACUACUGGGCACGGUGCACAUGCCAGUGAUGAUGAGGGUAGUGAGAUGGGCGGUUAUCAUCGAGGACCGGCUCCUCCGUCCAUUAAGAACAUCUCAGUGCUACAACAGGAGACUGGGAGUGAGUACACACGAUCGCCAUCGCCCGCCGCCGGUCGUGGCUUUCAAGCUGUCAACACUCAACAACCCAAGCCUGACAUGCGCAUCAACAAUCUGCUGAAUAGCGACCAAAUCAUGCCCGACCAAUCACCACCCCGCAACAUCGCUCCCACGCCUUCCGCCAUCACCUCUGCGCCGCCGAUUAAGAAAGGUCCAGGUCGAGGUAAUUGGCGCAGGAAUAAAAGACCUGAAGGGCCAUCCACAACACCCAGCGGAAGCCGCGCCCAAGAAAACCACCACGUUCCGCUCCUGCCCAAUACUGGCCAGAUCAACUUUGCCUCGGGAGGUCUUUCCGCGCCUGAAUACAACAGCACACCGAGUGGCGGUGGUUCAUUCAACGUCUUCGCCAACAAAGGCGCCACACAGGCAAUGUCUCCACCUCACCAUUCGAUCCUUCCUUCAUCGUCAACAUAUCCACUUAACCCUGGUGGUGCCUCACUUGUCGGUGGCGGCAUGACCCACAUUCCCACACCUUCAUACCAAGCACAGAAACGCAAUCGCGGGGUUACCCAACAUCAAAGUGCAAUCAUGUCGCAUCGAAAGCAGCAGAUCGAUUACACUCUGGACAGCAGAAUCCGUAAAGCACAUAUCAAAUUUCGCCGCAUGAGAGAGGGAGAGAGCGCCGUGGUUCGUGCAUGGAAACGCAUCCGCACGCUCGAUGCCGCAUACGAUUCCGAGGAGGAGGGGAUCAAGAUUCGGAAGGCUCGCGCUCGUGGGGAGAAGGAUGAAGAUGAUGGAGCUACUCCCGGCUGGGGAAGAGGCAAGGGCAGAACUGGCGAAGCGGAUGCCGACGCUUUCCAAGCUGAUGUUGAUGCUUGGAGACGACCAAGAUGUCUGUAUGCAGGGUACGUCAGAUCGACGGGAGAACCGGUUGAUCUUGGUGAGGAGGCUAGGACGUUGGCCAAGAGCUUUAGGAGGCUGAGUCGCAGACUGGAGAGAUGGGGUGACAAUGCUCUGCCUGCAGCUGCCAUGUUGAGAAGGAUUGAUAUGGAAGCUCGUGGCGGUUACGAACUGCAGAGGAAGAUGGAAAUCGAGCAAGAGGAGUAUUAUGAGAGAAUGGAAGCUGAGGAUGAGCCUGCGCCAGUCGUGCGUGCUCCAGCUAAGAGGCAGAGGAAGCGACGGCCGCCUGUUGUUAAGAUUGAGCAACCAGGCGGUAUUGGUGAUGGUCAACAGAGCCACCAGCCUGACUUUGACGCAGACGGACGGGAAGCUGCCGAGCUGGAUGAAGAGGAUAGAGAGCUACUCGGCGAAGUCGACGCAGAUCUCGACGAAAGCGAAGACGAAGAUGGAGAUGAGCAGGAUGAUGUCGACAUGGACGAUUGA
This is a messenger RNA of Ramularia collo-cygni, 2664 nucleotides long. RefSeq lists its product as uncharacterized. The coding region runs from base 1 to 2664 and encodes 887 amino acids. The record is from RefSeq and is a predicted model, not a curated record. NCBI's taxonomy places the organism in Eukaryota, Fungi, Ascomycota, Dothideomycetes, Mycosphaerellales, Mycosphaerellaceae. Gene Ontology annotation, cellular component: Ino80 complex. The transcript is spliced from 2 exons.